AUGUUGAGUAAUCAUUUCAAAACUUUCCAACAAUACAAAUAUAAUCAAAAACGCUAUUUACCUGAAGAAAAUAAUCAUACUAAUACAGAAGAACUAGUCGGUAUUCAACAAAAGCCGCAACAAAUGAUCGAUUGGCUUCCAAUAAUGUCCAUAAUUGCAGCUGCUAUCAUAUGUUUUAUUGCUUUCAUUAUUCUAUGUAAACGACAUAUAAAUCAUCGUGGUUAUAUUCGUCCUCAAAUCAAACAGCGAGGAAAGAAUCGAAACAGAAAUAAUAAUCGGACUUCAUGGAAUACAUAUGAUGUUGCUGAAUGUAUUGAUGGUGAUAUUGAAUUUGUAGCUGGACUUAAUAUAAAUUUAGCAAGAGGUAGUUUCAUACUUAACGAUGGUCAUGCUCAAAUGAAAAAAAAUAAAGUCAAUGCUAGUAACUUACGAUCAAUUUAUUCAUCCACAACAAUGCUCGGUUUAAUUGUUAUCUUCACUAUAAUUUCAUUUGUCGAGCCGAUGGCUUUCAACGUUACUGGGAAAAAUCAACAAUGUUGUGGAACUUGCUUUGUCUAUGGUUGCCCAGUGGGUCAAUGUUGUUCACAAUAUGGAUAUUGUGGUGCGACACCAGAACAUUGCCAAGGAGCCAUAACACAAGGUGAUUGUAAAAAUAAAGGAUGCCCUGAUGGUUUAUGUUGUUCGAAAUUUGGUUUCUGUGGCAAUACACCUCAGCAUUGUGACAAUACACCAAUAACAAAUGGGAAUUGUAAAACGGAAGGUUGUCCACCAGGACAAUGUUGUAGUAGACAUGGCUUUUGUGGUGCCACAUUGGAACAUUGUGGUAAUCUUGAUCCAACCGCUGGCCAAGGAAAUUGCCAGCAGACAGGGUGUGCACCUGGCCUUUGUUGUUCAAGAUUUGGAUAUUGCGGAAGAACAGCAGAACACUGUGCAGGAACACCGGGAUCCCCCGCUCCAGGAGGAUGUGCAACUUGUCAUAAUAAUGUAUUGCCAAGUUGUGGUACUACUGGCUGUGCUGGCAAAAAAUGA
Rotaria socialis is the source of this 1029-nucleotide messenger RNA. Lineage: Eukaryota; Metazoa; Rotifera; Eurotatoria; Philodinida; Philodinidae. The record is from the annotation of a GenBank genome assembly.